GAAAUGUGUGCUAAACUCGUUUGCAUCAUGACCUAAAUAUGGCUAAUCGCUGUUGUAUUCUCUUCAAAAGUUCGAGUUACCUCAUAUAAAAAUUAAUGCAAAAUAUUUUCAGUGUAGACGAAUCGGUACCACUGAACGUACUGUUGUCAAAUUUGACAUUUAAACCUGCUGUUUUCUCUUCAAUGUUUUCGUUUUAAUUUAUUCGCACACGUGUGGAACUCUCAAGUUAUUUGGUUCAAAAUAAUUUAAAAUAAUCUUCGUAGAAAAUAUAUUUAAAGUGUCGCAAUGACAAUACAACUUGAUAAACGCGGCUUAAUGUCGCUAAUGCGUACGGAGAAUGAACGUAUAAUGGAUAUGUUGCUUACUUAUAAUGUGCCAGAUUCAAUUGAAGAUAUCCAAUAUGAUGAUUAUCUGCUUGACAAUGAUAAGUCUGCUGCUAAAGCGAAAAAUGCGUUGGGUAUCCGAAAGGCAGCACCGAUCGACGAAUUACAGGAUCGACUCAAUAUUAUAAAAAAUAAAAUGAAAGCUAAAAAACGACCAGCCUCGGAGCGAUCCCAAAAGAAACGAGAAGCUAAAAAGCUAAGAAAAAAUAAAGAAGUUAAGAAAAUUUUGGUUUCCGCAGCCAAAUCCAUCAAAAACGAACAUCAAAAACUCCUUAAUGCUGAUGACGACAGAAAUGAGGAUAAGAAAGAUAUUAAGAAAUUAGUGCCUAAACCCGUCUUUAACGAGGAAGGUAAAAUUGUGUUUUCUAAAUUCGAUUUCGCAUCACAUCCCGGCGCUAAAGUAAAAAAGUCACAUCAAAACCCUCGUGAGAUUUUAAAGAAAAUCAAGGAAACAGAUAAGAAAAUAAAUGAACUUAAGGAAAAGGGCGAAGUGGAGAAAGCUUCAGAAAUAAAAAAUGAAAUUGCCUGGAAAAAAGCUUUUGAUAAAAUCGAAGGUAAAAAAGUAAAGGACGACCCAAAGUUGCUCUACAAGGCCAUUAAGAAGCGAAAGGUAGAGAAGAAGAAAUCGAAAAAGGAGUGGGUGGAUCGUAAACAAAAGGUCGAGUCAGGAAUAGAACAAAGGCAAAAGAAACGACAAGAAAACCUCAACAAGCGCAUCAAGGACAAAAAAACCAAGAAGCUGAAGAAGUUGUCCAAAAAGGGAAGGGUGAUACCGGGUUUUUAAUAGCGUUAAGAAAAUACUUGUAGAUUCUAAUAUAAUAAAUUAAUACUUUUAGAAAUUACA
Molecule: messenger RNA, 1227 nt
Organism: Ceratitis capitata (Mediterranean fruit fly)
Lineage: Eukaryota; Metazoa; Arthropoda; Insecta; Diptera; Tephritidae
Gene: Surf6
Product: surfeit locus protein 6 homolog
Exons: 2
Coding region: 286-1167 (293 amino acids)
Biological process (GO): ribosomal small subunit biogenesis; ribosomal large subunit biogenesis
Cellular component (GO): nucleolus
Molecular function (GO): RNA binding; DNA binding
Source: RefSeq, a predicted model, not a curated record